CACAAAUAAUAAAUAUCUGAAAAGAAGAGGAAGUAGGUCCCACAGUUACACAGUAGUUUCAUUCAUUCUAUUCCGUUACUUCACUAUCUAAUUCUCAGUAACGUUCCUCUCAGUCACAUAUCACAUUUCUCAACCUCCAUUCAUUUUCUUUGCUCAGAAAUCAUCAUCAAGUAAAAAUGGCUACCAAUAACAACAAUGAACAAGAAUCAAAAAAAGCAACUCAUUCUUCUUCUACUGCUAAAAUUGAGUUGCCUCCAGUUGUUGCGUUGAAUGAAAGAAUACUUUCUUCCAUGGCUGAUAAGAAAGAUGCUGCUGCUCAUCCAUGGCAUGACUUAGAGAUUGGACCAGGAGCUCCAUCUGUUUUCAAUUGUGUGGUUGAAAUUGGCAAAGGAAGCAAGGUUAAAUAUGAACUGGACAAGAAAAGCGGACUUAUUAAGGUUGAUCGGAUUCUUUACUCAUCAGUUGUCUAUCCACAUAACUAUGGUUUUAUUCCAAGAACCCUUUGUGAAGAUGAAGAUCCCUUGGAUGUCCUAGUUCUGAUGCAGGAGCCUGUGAUACCUGGUUGUUUCCUUCGUGCCCGUGCUAUUGGAUUGAUGCCUAUGAUUGACCAGGGAGAGAAGGAUGACAAGAUCAUAGCAGUUUGUGCUGAUGAUCCUGAGUACCGCCAUUACAAGGACAUCAAGGAGCUCCCUCCACAUAGGCUUGCUGAAAUUAGAAGAUUCUUUGAGGACUACAAGAAGAAUGAGAACAAAAUAGUCAAUGUUGAAGACUUUCUACCAGCUGAAGCUGCUGUUAAGGCUAUUGAACACUCCAUGGAUCUAUAUGCUGCUUAUGUAGUCGGAAACUUAAGGAAGUGACUUCUUUGGACACUGGUUAGCAGCAAAUUGCAGACACAUAUCAAGUAUACUUGUAAAUGUCUAUGAAAAUCAUCACUUUGAUUUGUUUUUCAUUCUAUCGCGCUAUGCUACAAUGAUUGGCUUCUACCAAUUGACGCCUAAAUCUUUGAGUUGUUUUUCUUCUAUUAACAACAGUCACUGUGCUGUACCUCCAAGAUACUUUAGAUAAUAUGGUAGUGUAUGGUACAUUCAAAUAAUAAGCACUUUUUCUUUCUUUAAAAUUUCCCCCUCCACAGGAAGGUAGGAUUUGAUUGUAAUACAUUUUUUUUCUUUCAUUAAAGUCUUGAAAAAAAUAUAAUCAUAUCUACACCAUUUAGAGUCCAAAA
This is a messenger RNA of Medicago truncatula (barrel medic), 1222 nucleotides long. Its product is annotated as soluble inorganic pyrophosphatase 1. Gene Ontology annotation, molecular function: inorganic diphosphate phosphatase activity; magnesium ion binding. The transcript is spliced from 9 exons. Gene Ontology annotation, cellular component: cytoplasm. Lineage: Eukaryota; Viridiplantae; Streptophyta; Magnoliopsida; Fabales; Fabaceae. Bases 177 to 857 code for a protein of 226 amino acids. Gene Ontology annotation, biological process: phosphate-containing compound metabolic process. The record is from RefSeq and is a predicted model, not a curated record.